Messenger RNA from Penicillium argentinense, 273 nucleotides. RefSeq lists its product as uncharacterized. The transcript has a single exon. The record is from RefSeq and is a predicted model, not a curated record. Lineage: Eukaryota; Fungi; Ascomycota; Eurotiomycetes; Eurotiales; Aspergillaceae. The coding region runs from base 1 to 273 and encodes 90 amino acids.
AUGGAUGAGUCGGCGGCAGAACGAGCUUGGGAGCAAAAGCAAAAUACGAACCACCAACAAUCCCCAUUCCGAUCGUCUUCUCAAUGCAAGCUGGGACAGGCGCUGCAAGUCCAACCUGCGGCGGGUUCUGUUGUUCUCGAAGCUCGCACGAGGGAGUUCAAGGUUUUGCAAAGCACCCCGAGGCCGGAGGCUAAACAGGCCUUAGCCGGUGCGAGGAGAUUCGAACUAGUGCAGAGUGCCCCCUGCACGGUGGGAUUGGGCAUCGGCGGAUGA